GCCAGUGAAUCGUUAAAGCCGUGGAUAUUUGUCCGACAUAUCAGUUCUGUUUUGGAUUAAGUUAUAUCUUUUUAAUAAUGGAAAUUAAAACGGAUGCCCUUAUUCUAACAGUGCUGUUCCUGUCGGCAGUGCCCUUACGAACUGUUGUUUUGGUGCAACUAGCCGCUCCUAUGACAGACAAUAUUCUCGUGGUUACUGAAUUGACACAUAAUACGAUAUAUCAGGUUUCCCUAGUUAACGAUAAAGAAGUCAGAGCUAUUGACACGGACAAUUUCGGGAGCCCAAUCGCUAUUGCGUAUAAUUAUAUUACAAGGGAGCUGAUGUGGAGUACCAAGGAACUGAUUCAUCAAUUAAGUCUGGAAAAUCAUAAUUAUAAGGUUUUCUUUAAAACUGCAGAGUUACUAGGGUUUCAUGCAGAACGUUUUGCUAUCGACUACCCGAGUGGAAACUUAUAUUACACCGCUAACCCUACUUCAGAGACAGGAUUUGUUGGAAUUGGUGUUAUUUCACCGAAAAGCCUCCACAAACAUCUUCUUACUAUUCAAUCAAAACCAAAAGAUAUUGUUCUCGAUUCCGAUGAAGGACUUAUGUUUUGGACAGACCAUGGAUAUGAUACACCCUAUGUAGCAAGAGCAAACAUGGAUGGUACAGACGCUAAGAAUAUUACCAACGAUCUUGUCUGGCCAAAUGGUCUGGCAGUUGAUACAAAGGAACAAGUUUUGUACAUAACCGACGGUAAAAAAGAUAUUGUAUACAAAUGCUCAUACGGUGGUGAUUGCACGAAACAUUUUACAGGCAGUGGGUCUCACCUCAUGGAUAUAACACUACUUGGUGAUUAUAUGUAUUACACCGCUUCGAAUAGACCCUAUAUUUCCAAAUUGUCCAAAACAAACCCUUCAAGUGUUAUUGAAAUUGGUUACAAUGAGGAAUUUGGGAGAUUGGAUUCGCUAGCAAUUUAUAGUUCAAUGCUAGACCCAUCACAAUCAGCAGCCUGCUUUGAGAAUAAUGGGCUUGGUCCAUGCAGUACAUUUUGUCUUCCUAAAAAAACCGGAUACACGUGUGCAUGCGAAGACAAAGUAGCACUAAAAAGUGAUGGCAAAACAUGUGAAAAUGCUCCUAUGACAGACAAUUUUCUCGUGGUUACUGAAUUGACACAUAAUACGAUAUAUCAGGUGUCCCUAGUUAACGAUGAGGUUAGAGCUAUUGACACAGACACUUUCGGGAGCCCAAUCGCUAUUGCGUAUAAUUAUAUUACAAGGGAGCUGAUGUGGAGUACCAAGGAAUUGAUUCAUCAACUAAGUCUUGAAAAUCAUAAUUAUAAGGUUUUCUUUAAAACAGCAGAGUUACUAGGUUGCCAAGCAGAUCGUUUUGCUAUCGACUAUCCGAGUGGAAACUUGUACUACACAGCUAACCCUACUUCAGAGUCAGGAUUUGUUGGAAUUGGUGUUAUUUUACCGAAAAGCCUUCACAAACGUCUCCUUACUACUGAAUCAAAACCAAAAGAUAUUGUUCUCGAUUCUGAUGAAGGACUGGUGUUUUGGGCGGACCAUGGGUAUGACACUCCCUAUGUAGCAAGAGCAAACAUGGAUGGUUCAGACGUUAAGCAAAUCAUUAACAACGGUCUUGUCCGGCCAAAUGGUCUAGCAAUUGAUACAAAAUCUAAUUUUUUGUACAUAACCGACGGUCAAACAAGCAUUAUAUACAAAUGCUCAUACCAUGGUGAUUGCAAGGAACAUUUUUCCGACAGUGAGUCUCAUCUUAUGGACAUAACAUUACUUGGUGAUUAUUUGUAUUACACUGCUUCGGAAAGACCAUAUAUUUCCAAAUUGUCCAAGACAAAUCCUUCAAGUGUUAUAAAGGUUGGUUACAAGGCGGAAUUAGGAAAAUUGAAUUCGCUAGCAAUAUAUAGUUCAAAGUUUGACCAAUCACUUGAAUUGACAAAAACAACUAAAACUACUUCUACAACUACUACACCUACUACUACAACUACUACAAAAACUACACCUAGUACUACUACUACAACUACGACUACAACUACUACACCUACUACUACAACUACUCCUACUACUACACCUACUACUACAACUACUUCUACUACUACUACUACACCUACUACUACAUCUACUUCUACUACUACUACUACACCUACUACUACAACUACUCCUACUACUUCUACUACUACACCUACUACUACAACUAUUCCUACUACUACAACUACACCUACUUCUACAACUACGACUACAACUACUACACCUACUACUACUCCUACUACUACAACUACACCUACUACUACUACACCUACUACUACUACUACUACUCCUCCUACUACUACAACAACUACUACUACUACUACUACUACUACUACUACUACUACACCUACUACUACAACUACUCCAACUACUCCUACUACUUCAACUACUCCUACUACUACAACUGCUUUCACUACAUCAUUAGUACCUUCAAUUAGUUAUCCCAAAACAACCUUAUCAUUAUCUGAGGUGCAAACGACUACGACAAAUUCAAAGGUGGCAACAGUGUUUGAAAAAGCCAGUCCGUCAACACCCAAACCGAAAACUACGCUACCGAUUGCAGCUAUUGUUGGGAGCACUGUCGGGUUUGCAGUCUUCAUCAUUGUCAUAAAUGUCCUUGUUUGCGUUAUCGUUAAAAACAGACGCAACAAAAAUGGAAACAAAGGCGAUGACCGUGUGACUUAUGCUUCUGACAUAGCCUAUAUGACACCGCCUGCUAAUAAACCAAGCAGAACCGAUUCAAGUUAUGAUGUUAUAAGCAACUUUGAUGAGCUGGGGAAUCAGAAAAAUCAAGAGAGUGAAUACAUGAGCUUAAGUAAGAAACAGAAUGAGUAUGAGCAAUUAAGCUUCAAGAGGAUUGACGUUCCAACAAGCCAGCUCAGUCCAUCUGCAGUUCCAAACGUCUAUGAAAGCAUUAAUGAGACUACAUUGAUUACAGGCGAACCGUAAGAGCCAUCUCAUGUAAAUCCAACUUUCUCUGUCGAUGAUGCCGACUUCAAUAACUCGGUUCAUUUAGAUGAAUGAUCUGUAUCACAAACAAAAAUUUUAGGUUUUCUUACAUAAAGUAAACUACAAUAAGCUAAGCAAUAAUAUACAUAUAUACUGGAAUCGUGUGUAAUUAGACCUUGUGCGAGUGACAAAUAUAUUUGAUUAUAGCCUGGUUUUGUAACAAGUUAUACAUAUAAAUUGAUACACCUCUACAAGUGAACACAUUGUGUAUUGUUAACACGCCACUUGCAUGCUUAUUAUACGGUGAAUGCACACACAAUAUAUUAAUCUUCGAUGGACUUUCGGUAAGUUUAAUGAGAUGUACGCAGUAAGGUGUAAUUAAACUUUAUACGUGUCUAUGAAAUACUUAAUAUAUGAGCGUAUAAAAUUAUAAUAGCGGUAUAUGUAAACUAAGGAAUGUCCUACGUGUUGUUAGUUCAAGACCGCGUGGGUCAAUGUUUAUUUCUUGCUUAUAUUUUCAACAUUAUUGAAGCUUUGAUUUUUUAUGCUGUUUUUUUUUGUUUAAUUAUGUUUUGCACUUAUUUAGGUAAAGUUCAUAUUUUAUAGAUAACGUGGUGUGAUAAUAAAUAUUAAAAACCAUUAGGAUAAAUGUCAAUAAAUGUCAUUUCAAGGCCAUAAAGUACAAUUUAAAACGAUUAAAAAGGGAAUUUCUAAGUUGCUUCAAAUGCGUGUAGACAAUUUUUCAAGCACUUUGCCAUUUCCAUUAGGAUAUACUGCAAAAAAGAGUAGAUCUAAAAACAAUGGCAACACUAGGAAUUGAAUCACAUACCUCUCAUAUAUAAGCUGUGCUAUUGCGGACAUGACGACGUCAAAAACAUUAGGCUAGUAUGACUUUUCAAAAUAUUUGUUUUACACUCGAAAACUCGACGUAGGAUCGAAUAUUUAAAUUAGUGAUAUAAUGUAUUCAUAAUUGACAGAUCAAUAAAAUCAGACUAUAGCUAUAUACACUGAAAUAUUACACACAUUUUUUACAGUACUCAAUCGGAUUAAAUUAUGUUAAAGCGAAUAGUAAAUAUGUACAAAAACUAAAUUUGAUAUACAUUUUUAGCGCAGUGUGAUCUGAUUUUAUUUGGACUAUGUGCCAAAACACAAGACUGACUUGUGUGGCUUUUGUAUGCACCACCUUCUCUUGUACAUAUUGUAUAUAAGGUAUAUUGGCUGGGUUAAGGUUAAUUAAUUACAUUGUUUUAUCAUUGUAAAUAUGUUACGUUACUAUACUGUUGUACCCAGCCAAUUAUAUAUGUCAAUUAUAUUGAAUCGUCAUUUAUAUAUGUAAAUAAAUGACAUAAGCACAAUACAAUUGUUGUUGUUGCUUCCCUUAAGGAUGCUUGUAUUUAAAUCAAUGUAAAAGAGAACAAGCUUCGAAAUGGCAUCCUUUUAGGAAUUUCAAUUGUUGUGUGUAUAAAGGCAGUUUUAAUAUAAAAGGUCUUUCAUUAAUGAUAACAGAGAGGGUAAAUGCAAUAUAAUUAGAAUUAUGUAUGAUACAUUAAGAUGUAUGAACGAAUUAUAUCAAAACACACAUUUUGGGUGGCUAUUGUUCUUUAACCAAUCUGUUCACAUGAUUUUUUAACCUUUAUUUAUUCUUGUAUUUGAAACUUUUAUUGAGAUUUAAAAAAAUAAUGUAAGAUCAAUGUUUUAAUCAAUAGAGGAUUUUUUCUCUAUGUAAUGAUAUUUGUGUUGCUUUCAAUUAUGUUAUAAGUGUAACAAUAAACAUCCUUAUCAAAGCAGUUAUAGAAAAUGAUAAGUUAGAAGGAGUGUUACCUUUAACGAUGGGGUCAUAUUUAACUAAACUGAUUUUCCGUUCUGUUUCUUAACCUAAAGGUACAUAAUGCCUUAUAAACAAAUAAAUGUAUCUUCUUUUGAAGGACAAACUUGUUACCCGAAGAAAGUAUCGAUUAAUGUAAAAUAACUUUUUAAAGUCAUAAAUGUAUCAGAAUGUUAACAAAAUAGUAUUUUGACUUCCAUACAAAAUUCUAAUUCACUAUAACUAUACUUGCCAAAAAGCAACAGAUGAAAAAAAAAGUUUAGGUAAUUGGCUAAUAUCUUCUUUUGAAAGACAAGCACGGAACUUGUCACCUAAAGAAAGUAUCGAUUAAUGUGCAAUACCUUUAUCAAGUCAUAAAUGUAUCAAAAUGUGAACAAAGUAGUAUUUUGACUUCCAUACAAAAUACUAUUUACUAUAACUAUACUUAUUGUCAAAAAGCAACAGAUGAAAAAGAUGGUUUAGGUAAUUGGCCAAUAAGUAACUUUUAUUGAUACAGUAAAAGUACAACAGUUAAAAGGUUUUUGAGAAAUAAACAUAAAAUCAUUUGUGAGGCAUAUUGGGCCUUUAAGAAAUUAAUGGUAAUUUUUUUUAAUCAUUUGAUUGAGCAUGAAAUUCAUUUUGAACAAUGUAAUGAACAUCAGUUAUGGUUUAAAUUAUAACUGAACUGACAUGUCAUUUGAACUGUUCGGAAUCAAAAGUGUUGUGUCUUUAUUUUAAUAUAAAGGGAUAUUCUUGGUAACAUAUUUUUCUGAUUUAAAUAUGUUCAAUCCAAGACAAUAUUCAAUUGUUUGAUAUGUAUAUAUGUUGAAUUUGCGCGUGUAUAUUGAUGGCCUUUAUGAACUUUAUGUAACAAGAUUGUUUGGGUAUUUAUAAUACUGUAAACGUGCGAUUGCUGUUUUACUGUAAUAAUAUAUAUAAUAUCUCCUUCUGGUUUACAGAUCAUUUUUAUAAAGAUACGCCCGUACAUAACUGCUACAUUCAGACUUUAAAACGAAAAGAAUAACUCAUAAGAGAUCGAUUGUUUAUUGUCUAGGACAUUCUAUUAAAAUAUGUAACUAUACACAAUGUUUAAGGACCGUAUUUUGCUGUUAUUCGGCUGCCAUAAAUUCAAUAUAGAACUGUAAAUAACUAAAUAACUUAACAUCUUAUUUAUUCCUCGAAAAUAACUCAAAUAUCCGUAUUACUUUAACGAUUUGACAAUAUCUGCUUGUUAUAUCAAUUUUCAAUGAACAGACCGGUUUAAUUAAACAAGGUCAGUGACCCAGUUGUUAUGGUGUUCGUCUCUCAACCUACGGAUCAUGGCUUUUUGUCAUGACCAUAUUGCCGUAAACAUGUUUUUAAUCCUGUAAAUCAAUUUUGGUUUUAUCUUAGGUUGAAACUGCUAUACUCAGUUGCUUUAAUACACUUGUUAAUCUAAUUUCAAAAUCUGAUUUAAUCCAAGAUAUUAUCAUUUUUUACAAACAUUUUGUAGUGUGGAGUAUAUUACCAAAUUAUUCACCCUCUUUUUCGUUUUCUUC
Messenger RNA from Ruditapes philippinarum (Manila clam), 6320 nucleotides. Its product is annotated as low-density lipoprotein receptor-related protein 4-like. Lineage: Eukaryota; Metazoa; Mollusca; Bivalvia; Venerida; Veneridae. The record is from RefSeq and is a predicted model, not a curated record. The coding region runs from base 78 to 2978 and encodes 966 amino acids. The transcript is spliced from 15 exons.